AUGUCGGAAGAUGCUGAGAUUUCGUCCCUAGGAUCGAUCGAAGACCGUAUAACACUCGUAAGGAACGCGCUGGAGGUCAGAUCGCCGGAUGAUCCCGAUUUCUACUUGACAACGGCUUUGUUGGCCAACCAAUUGAGGAGACAGCACCAAUCCGCGGACUCUGACGAACAUCUGGAUGCUCUUGAGGAAUCAAUUUCUCUCUUUCGCGAGGUACUCAAUGAUACAUCCCACAGCAACGCCAGUAGACCUGCAUGGCUCAUCGAGCUUGCAUUCAGCCUUAGCCUUCGCUGCGACGCCACAGGGUCCGAAAGAGAUGCUAUAGAAGCCUCCCAGUUGUCGUUUGAAGCGGCCAGCGCGGUGCAGAAACAUGACCCGCAAUAUGCCUUCAUCUUGCAAUCCGCUUGUCAUUUUAUCGGCAAAAAGAUCAUCAGGCUACAUGACGAAGAUGAUGCGGAGAAUUUGUUCGAUAUGCAUGUUUCUAUACUGGAAGUUACACCUCCAGAUCACCCAAAUCUCAUUUCACGACUUCGCAGCUACGAUGACUUCUUUUUCAAGAUGUACUUGGCUUUCGGCGAUAUAGACGUCCUUGGAGAAGCUAUUCGAGUGUCACAGCACAUCGUUGGUAUCUCAGAGCAGGGUUCUGAUGAACAUGCCAGGCAUCUUAGCCUUCUUGGGGGGCGUCUCGUGGAGAGAUAUUUGCGCACUAAAACAUCAGCCGAUCUUGAUGCGAGUAUAGAAGCUUGCCGAGAAGCCGUCAACAAAACUCCGGCCACUUCUCCAAGUCGCGGACAGAGAAUGCAGGCUCUCUGCAAUGGUUUAGGAACGAAAUAUGGGCAAACAAUGACAGAAGCUGAUUUCCAGGCUGUCAAAUUAGUCCUGGACGAAGUUCUUGAUCGGUUACCUACAAGACCCAAGAGUCGAGCGCGAUCACUUGGUAAUAUCGCCAUCAUCCUUAGUCUCAGGUAUGGACAGACGGGAAACGAGGAUGACUUCAAACGAGCCGUUGAUACUUUCCAGAGUUCCGUGGACUUGACGACUGUUGGCGACCCGAGGCUUGCUGGCCGUCUAAGCAAUCUUGGUGCUAUAUAUUACCAUGUGUAUUCUAAAACCAACAAUAUGGAGAGACUUGAGACGUCCAUUAGCAUUACAAGAAAGGCCAUUGAAGCCACUCCCGAGAACCAUCCUGGCAGAGCUCAACGAUAUUUUAAUCUUGCAGAUAGCCUUCAAGCACGGUAUCUGAAUUUGAACUUGCCUCAGGACCUGGAAGAGGCUAUUUCCUUUUACCGACCUGUCCUGUAUCAGUCCAGUGCCUCAAUAUUCGUUCGUGUUCAGGCCGGCUAUUCCCUUAUGCAAUGUUAUACUUCGAAACGCAACUUUAAUGAAGCAUUCCAGGCGGCCUCCCUGUCGAUUAAUAUACUAUCUGAGCGAAUACCACGAUCUCUUCUAAACGCCGACAUACAGCGUGAGUUAGGAAAACUGUCAGGGUUGGCAACUGAGGCGGCAUCGAUUUCGCUUUACUUGGGACGUUCCCCAGUAGUUGCUCUUGAGCUUCUCGAGACUGCUCGUGGAGUAAUGGCUGCCUCCAUUAACGUGCUACGCUCUGACAUCCAGGACCUUGCAAGAGAGUUCCCUGAGCUGGCCGAUCGAUUCAGGUGUCUUCGCGACCAGUUGGACAACGCUCCCAGCCUGAGUUCCCAGUUGUUAAUGGGAGAGAAACAAUGGGUUGGCCAGACGAGCCAGAGGUACAAUGCUGGUAAAGAUCUCUCUGAAGUCUUGACUGAGAUACGCUCAAAGCCGGGUUUCAAACGGUUCAUGCGGCCUGAAGACGAGGAACGGAUGAAAAGCGCAGCUGCUCUCGGCCCUGUCAUUGUGGUCAAUGUCAGUCAAUAUUUUUGUCACGCAAUAAUCAUUCAACAGGACCAAACAAAGCUGGUGUUUCUCCCUUCAUUGAGCAAGCGUGAUAUUGACUUAAAGUACAAGUCUCUAGGCCGCGGCAGUCUUCGGGUGCUCGAAUGGCUCUGGGAGGCUGUUGCUGAACCCAUCUUGGAGGCUCUGGGCUUUAACGAGCCACCUCCAGAGGGCAACCUAAAAAGGGUGUGGUGGAUACUGACCGAUUCGUUGAGUACAUUUCCCAUUCAUGCUGCAGGACGACAUACCAGACGAAAUGGCGAGACCGUCAUGGAUAGAGUCAUGUCGUCGUAUGUUACCUCGGUCGCGGCCAUCGUGCAAAGUCGCAGGACUCGAACAGCUGAACAUGAGUCUACCACAAACGAAGCACUUCUGGUUUCUGCCGCUGAAACCCCUGGUCAUUUCGGGUUGAUGUUUGCAGAAAAAGAAGUUCGCAUGUUACGCCAGGUCUGUCAAAGUAUGAACCUCAAGCCUAUUGAGCCGGUGCCGCAGAGAGAUAUCGUUCUAUCGCAUCUGCGAAAAUGCAAGAUAUUUCACUUUGCGGGACAUGGACACACAGAUACGGCCGAUCCUUCAAAAAGCCAGCUAUUCCUAGAGGAUUGGCAGACUCACCCUUUGACAAUUAGUAAUCUACUGCAGUUGAACCUCCAACGUGAAGGCCCUUUUCUGGCCUAUCUUUCAGCUUGUGGUACAGGACAAAUCAAAAGUCAAAAGUUGUAUGAUGAGGGCAUCCACCUUAUCAGUGCAUGUCAGCUAGCAGGAUUUCGACAUGUUAUUGGUACUUUAUGGGAAGUCAAUGAUGAAUCUUGUGUCGAUAUGGCUGCCAUUAUCUAUGAUGAGAUUCACAAAGGAGGCAUGUCAGAUGAUUCGGUAUGUCGUGGUGUCCAUGCUGCUACAAAAGCAAAGAGAGACCAAUGGCUCCAGGAUGUUACUAGCUCUGGGAAGCCCGCAGGUGUAGUAGUGAGCAAAAAGGAACAUAUGGAUGAGGACGGAGGAGAAUUCUCAAGAAAUAUUGUUGCUUGCGAUGAUAGUGAUGAAGAGGAGUUCCUCGUGGGAGGUAGGAAUAGGACAUUGCAUUGGGUGCCGUAUGUACAUUUUGGUGCAUAG
Fusarium sp. VM40 is the source of this 3015-nucleotide messenger RNA. Lineage: Eukaryota; Fungi; Ascomycota; Sordariomycetes; Hypocreales; Nectriaceae. The record is from the annotation of a GenBank genome assembly.